This is a messenger RNA of Helianthus annuus (common sunflower), 435 nucleotides long. RefSeq names its product protein TIC 214-like. Bases 1 to 435 code for a protein of 144 amino acids. The record is from RefSeq and is a predicted model, not a curated record. NCBI's taxonomy places the organism in Eukaryota, Viridiplantae, Streptophyta, Magnoliopsida, Asterales, Asteraceae. The transcript has 4 exons.
AUGGAUGAUAUGCAAGAAGAAUAUGAGAGUGCUGUCAGCAAUAGGAAAUGGGAUGAGAAGAGGGAAUGGUACUUCAACAGAGAAGGAGAACCAAAGGUUGCUGAAGAAGUUAAAGCUGAAAAUGCUGAAGUUGAGGCUGUGAAAGAAGUCAAAGUUGUGAAUGUUGAAGAAGUGAAAGAAAAAGUUGAGGUGAAUGAAGAAGUUGAGAAAGCUGUUACUGAAGAACAGCAGAUUGGAGAAGAGGUGAGGAAAGAAGAAAAAAGAAUUAGUGUUGAAGAAAAGCAAGAUGAUGCUGAGAUGAAGCAGAUAGAAGCCGCUGAAAACACCGAGGUGCCAAUCACUGAGGUGCUUCUGAAGAAAACUGAAUGUCAACCAAAGGAGAAUCGAAGCAGCCUGGCACGUGAGGAGGAGGCUGGUGAACCCUGUGUUGGUUGA